Messenger RNA from Malus domestica (apple), 2313 nucleotides. Its product is annotated as K(+) efflux antiporter 5. Gene Ontology annotation, molecular function: potassium:proton antiporter activity. Gene Ontology annotation, biological process: potassium ion transmembrane transport; proton transmembrane transport. The record is from RefSeq and is a predicted model, not a curated record. NCBI's taxonomy places the organism in Eukaryota, Viridiplantae, Streptophyta, Magnoliopsida, Rosales, Rosaceae. Gene Ontology annotation, cellular component: membrane.
AACGACUAAAAAAAUCCCAAAUAACAACCAAAAAGUUGGAAAACGAACACACUGGACUUUUAAACCAACUCGUUUCUUCAUCCUUUGCAAUCUUCAGAUAAAAGCCUUCGUCUUCCUUUUCUCUCACGCUUCCAAUUCAAUUCAAUUCAAUUCAAAUCCUCUCUCUCUCCCUCUGAAAAUUUCCAAAUCUCCGUUCCAAAAAUCUAGAGAGAGAAAUAAGAGAGAGAGAGAGAGAGAGAUAGAUUGGAUUGGUGUAGCUUUUCUUCCACAUUUGAUGGCCAAGAGAAAACGAUGCGUGUUUGGAUUCUGCUAUUGUCUUUUGACGAUUUUGAUUUGCGCUAGGGUUUCGGUUUCCGCGAGAUCUGAUAAGGAAAUUCGGGAGAGGUUCUACGGCAACAUGACGAACUCCUCCGCGCCGGAUUCCGGCGACGGCACCAUUGCCAAAAUGUUCGAUCGCGUCCUCGAGAAGGAGUUCUCCGAGAACGACCAGCCCGAAGGAUCUGACGGGGCCAGCUUUAACAGCAGUGUGGCCGAUCAACAAGCUGUACUAGAGACUGUGGCGAAAAUCACUCACGAGAAGGGCAAGAAAAAUGAUACACACGUUGGAAACGGCACAAAACCAUUUGAUUUUGAAGGUGUUUUUUCCCUGGAGAAUGAAGAUUCUGAAGAAACAACAACCUUGAUUGACAAAAAGGAUAAUGUGUUUGUGAUGUCAAACAAGAAAUCCAAAUAUCCAGUACUUCAAGUAGAUUUAAGAUUAAUUUCUGAUCUGGUGGUUAUCAUAGUGUCUGCUGCCAUUGGUGGAAUUCUGUUUUCUUGUUUGGGACAACCGGUUAUUGUAGGAUACCUGCUUGCCGGUUCUCUCAUUGGACCAGGGGGUCUGACGUUCGUCAGUGAAAUGGUGCAGGUUGAAACUGUUGCACAGUUUGGUGUUAUAUUUCUUCUUUUUGCUCUAGGUUUGGAGUUUUCUUUGGCUAAGUUAAAAGCCGUGGGCCCUGUAGCUGUUCUUGGAGGUCUUCUUCAAAUCAUGACAUUUAUGUUCCUGUGUGCCAUAACUGCUAUUUUAUGUGGAGCAAAGUUAUCUGAGGGAAUUUUUGUUGGUUCCUUCCUGUCAAUGUCAUCAACAGCAGUGGUGGUGAAAUUUCUUGCAGAAAAGAAUAGUAGUAGUGCUCUUCAUGGUCAAGUAACAAUUGGAACACUCAUUUUCCAGGAUUGUGCUGUUGGUUUACUGUUUGCUUUGCUCCCAGUUUUGGGUGGUCAUAGCGGUCUUUUCCAAGGAAUGGUAUCAGUGGGGAAGCUGUUGCUGGUGUUGUCACUAUAUCUUGGUGCUGCCUCAGUAUUGUGUUGGUCAUUUGUUCCUCGCUUUCUGAAACUGAUGAUGCAUUUGUCCUCUCAAACAAAUGAGCUUUAUCAGCUUGCUGUUGUGGCUUUCUGCUUAUUAUCUGCUUGGUGUAGUGAUAAGUUGGGCCUUAGCCUUGAGUUGGGUUCAUUUCUGGCUGGGGUUAUGAUAUCAACCACUGACCUUGCACAACAUACUUUAGACCAGGUGGAACCAAUUCGUAACCUAUUUGCUGCUCUCUUCCUUUCGAGUAUUGGAAUGCUCAUACAUGUUCAUUUCUUGUGGAGCCACGUCGACAUACUGCUAGCAUCUGUUAUUCUAGUUAUAGUUGUAAAGACUGCCGUUGCUACUAUUGUUACCAAGGCCUUUGGAUAUAGCUUUAGGACAUCAUUUGUGGUUGGAGUCUCACUUGCUCAAAUUGGAGAAUUUGCUUUUGUUCUCUUAAGUCGAGCCUCGAACCUUAAUCUUGUUGAGGGGAAAAUGUACCUGCUUCUUCUCGGAACAACAGCGCUUAGCCUGGUUACAACUCCUCUCAUGUUUAAGCUGACUCCUGCCAUAAUGAAUCUAGGAGUUCUUAUGCGCUGGUUUCCUUCUGAGGGAACUCCGUACAACGAGGAGAAAGCUGCGAUGAUUGACGCACAGCACAACCGAAUACUGUGAUCUUCCCUGUCUAUCAACUAUCCGGUUUUGACUCAUACCAGGUUACGAAUUCAGUUGUGUAUGAUUUGUGAAUAUCUUCAAGAUGUUCAGUUCCUGCUUCGAGAAUUAUCGUGUACAGAACAUAUAAUUUUUGUAAUUUUUCUGAGGAUUUUUGUAAAUAGGACUCUUUAUGUAGGGCUCCUCUUCAAGUGUGCAUGCUAGUCUAUUUGGAGAAAAAAGUUGCUGCAAAUACUAGAGAUUAUUAGGAAACUGUAUCGUACCCGAAAAAUGGACUUCAGAAUCAUUUUUUUUAAGAAAUACUAUGAUUUUCCUUA